GGCACUGGCUGGCCCUGCACCUGCCGGACGCCAGAAAGUAGCGGCCCGCGGCACGCUCCAGCCUGAAGGGCCGGUGACCGCAGUGGGAGGCCUGGCCCGCGGACCCGGCUCCCAGCUCGGGCAGGUCCCAGCUGCAGGGCAGCCAUGAGCCUGGUGACCUGCGAGUGCUUGCCCAGCCCCGGCCUGGAGCCUGAGCCUUGCUCACGAGCACGGUCCCAGGCUCGCGUGUACCUGGAGCAGAUUCGCAACAGGGUGGCUCUGGGGGCACCUGACAUGACAAAGCGUGACUAUCUGGUGGAUGCGGCCACGCAGAUCCGGCUGGCUCUGGAGCGAGACGUUAGUGAGGAUUAUGAGGCGGCCUUCAACCAUUAUCAGAAUGGUGUGGACGUGCUGCUCCGUGGCAUACACGUCGAUCCCAACAAGGAGCGACGUGAGGCUGUGAAGCUGAAAAUUACCAAGUACCUGCGGCGGGCGGAGGAGAUCUUCAACUGCCACCUGCAGUGGCCACUGGGGAGCGGAGCCAGUCCCAGCAUGGGUUUCAGCAGCCUGAGGCUCCGGCCCAUCCGCACGCUGAGCUCUGGCUUGGAGCAGCUGAGGGGCUGCAGGGUGGUCGGGGUCAUCGAGAAGGUGCAGCUGGUCCAGGACCCGGCAACCGGAGGGACCUUCGUGGUCAAGAGCCUACCCAGGUGCCACAUGGUAAGCCGGGAGCGACUGACCAUCAUCCCACAUGGAGUCCCCUACAUGACGAAGUUGCUCAGGUACUUUGUGAGCGAGGACUCCAUCUUCCUGCACCUGGAGCAUGUGCAAGGAGGCACUCUCUGGUCCCACCUGCUCUCCCAGGCGCACCCGCGACAUUCUGGGCUCAGGUCUGACUCUACCCAGGAGAAGAUGAAGGCUCAGCUCAACCCACACCUCAACCUCCUAUGCCCAGCAAGGCUCCCCUCAGGCCAUGCCCCUGGGCAGGACAGAAUCACACUGGAGCCUCCUAGGACUUCUCUGAGCCUUCCCCCAGCCGGGGAGGCCCUAUCCACCAGACCCCAGAGGGAGACUGAAGGUGAACCCACAGACAGGACCAGCACCUCUGGUUCCCUGGACCUUCCAAAGGCCCCAAGUGACCACCUGUACCUUCAAGCAAGACGGGCUGGCCAGAACUCAGACACUGGGACCUCUCAGGGACUCACUUGGGUUCCUGAGGGGGCUGGCCCAGUGCUGGGCAAGAAUCAGAGUUGCCUGUCAGUGGAUGGGGCUGGCCCGGGCUGUGGCAGUGCCACCUGGAGAGUGAGGGAGGAACAGGUGAAGCAGUGGGCUGCGGAGACGCUGGUAGCACUGGAGGCGCUGCAUGAGCAGGGGGUGCUGUGUCGGGACCUCCACCCCGAGAACCUGCUCCUGGACCAGGCAGGUAGGUGCCCUUCCCACCCCUCAGGGGAACAACCCCCCAAGCCUCCAGGCAGAGGAGAGAUCCCCACAGUCGAGGAGACCUCCAAGAUUGUCUGUCUGCUCCUCCCCAGCCCCACCCAGCAUUUCAGUGGGCCUAUGCCCGAGUCUGUAGGCAAGGCUCCUGGGAGUACCCUGUGUUCUGGGGGCCUCAGGGUGCUGUGCCCCUGUGGAGGUUCUGCCCGGCAUGGCCAUCGGCUCCCACUGCAUGACUGUGAGGGGAAGCUCUGGAAUCCUUCCCCUUGUCAGCUGUCCUCAAUCUUUGUCCCUCCUUUUUCCUCCUACGCACACUGGAGAAGGUCACAUCCGGCUCACAUAUUUUGGCCAGUGGUCAGAGGUGGAGCCCCAGUGCUGCGGGGAGGCCCUGGACAAUCUCUACAGCGCCCCAGAGGUGGGUGGGAUUUCAGAGCUGACAGAAGCCUGUGACUGGUGGAGCUUUGGGUCUCUACUGUAUGAGCUGCUGACAGGAAUGGCACUGUCCCAGAGCCACCCUUCAGGAAUCCAGGCCCACACCCAGCUCCAGCUGCCCGACUGGCUGAGUCGCCCAGCGGCCUCUCUGCUGACUGAGGUGAGGUGUAGCCCAGCCAGAGGAAGCAGCGGCCUGGCCUAAGGAAGGUGCUGGGAGGGGUGCAGAACCGUGUGUGUGAACCAUGUGUGCUUCAUACUCAGUGUCUGAUGUGGGUGCAGAGGGCCAUAGGGUAAACACAGUUCUGUAAGUUGAUGGCCAACCACCACCACUGUCCCCAGGGUAAAAAGGGGGUUCCGUGGGCUAGGGUGCCAGGGAGCAAGCCCCCUAAAGAGCCAUAGUGGUCAAAGUCCCUGGAGGUCAGCCCAUGCCUCUGCAGCGGGAGUGGGGAAAGCCAGCUGACUGGGCCUCUUUCUACAGCUGCUGCAGUUCGAGCCUACCCGGCGCCUGGGCGUGGGAGAAGGUGGUGUCAGCAAACUCAAGUCCCAUCCCUUUUUCAGUACCAUCCAGUGGAGCAAACUGGUGGGGUAAGAGGGCAGAGCGGGCAAUGCAAGCAGCUGGCCUGGAUCUCCUCUCCUCCUUGCCCGACAUCCAGGGCUGGCCUUCCAUCAACAGGCUUUGGGCGAGGAAUGGAGGACACUGCCUGUCCUGCUGGGCUCCUGCCAGGGCCUCAGAAUUAUGGCCAUAUGGCCGUCUUCCAGUAAGGGCCAGCUCCUGGAAAAGUAGGGGGUGGGGGCAGUCAAGGCUCACCCUGCUAAACAGCUUGAACCUUCCACCCGCCAGUCAACAGACCUGUUGAGCAUGCAGACUCACCAUGUUCCAGGGUGCCUUCUGUGGCACUGGCGCUGAGCUGACCACCUGCUGCGUCUACAGUGAGGUUCUGUGACCCACUCACUGCCAUGUUGUGCCCUACUCGGGACAUCUCUGGAGACUCAUCUCAGGACACUGAUCCACUGGCUCAGUGGACCCAAACCAGGCUGUCCUGGCUGGUCAUUUUAUUCACACGAGUGGGGCUUUUCCACUAGAAGCUGUUCCUGCAGCUGGGGAGGCCCAGAAGCAGGGAUGCCACCUGUAGUGCAGGGAGGGAUGAGGUGGGGGACAGGAUUCCCCCAUUCCUGAACAUGCCCCCUAUAUUGUGAUUUCAGACUUGUGAGAGCAAAAGGGAGGGGAAGAAAAUAAGAGAAAUGGGGGAAGAAGGAAUGCACAGCUCUGCUCCUUAGAGCAAGUCAGACAUCAGAAUCAAGAGCUCUCUUCCCCAGGGGCCCACCUCUGUGUGGGGAGGGGGCAGCAUGCCCCAGGGGCACAAAAGGACAGCAAUUCAGCCUCCAGGCCAAAGCAGCUAAAGGUUUGCCCAUUAAGACUCCCUCUCAGGCCUUGGUUCUGUUACCAUGUCACUGCCUACUGUGACUUCACACCCUUUGAGAUAAGAAACCCCAAAACACAUAACGACUAUACAUGGCUCAGCCAGAAGUCUUGCUUCUGGUCUCUGAAAAACUGGGGUGAGUGGUUACUAUAAGAUAACUGCCCCCAGUUUGGGGUUUCACUUCGGGGUUCACCCUGUCACUGGGGUAUGGGACCUUAGAAACUAGACUUUUGCUCCCAACUCCUCCCUGCCAGCAUCCCAGUCACCACCAGGUGGCGCUUCGGACACGGUUCUCCCGUCUGGCUCUGAAGGCCCAACUCUUGUCAGGCCAGACUCCUGUCAUGGCCUGACUUCCUCCGGCUCUGCAGGAGACUGCAACAGAGGACAUGCAAAAGUGCAACCUGUAUAUAACUCUGUGCUCUACAUCCUGGCUCUCCCUGGGGCUUACCCAGCCCCAAUAAAGCCUGCAUCGGCCUA
Molecule: messenger RNA, 3740 nt
Organism: Saimiri boliviensis boliviensis (Bolivian squirrel monkey)
Lineage: Eukaryota; Metazoa; Chordata; Mammalia; Primates; Cebidae
Source: RefSeq, a predicted model, not a curated record